Molecule: messenger RNA, 11114 nt
Organism: Trichomycterus rosablanca
Lineage: Eukaryota; Metazoa; Chordata; Actinopteri; Siluriformes; Trichomycteridae
Gene: ank1a
Product: ankyrin 1, erythrocytic a
Exons: 46
Coding region: 124-6183 (2019 amino acids)
Biological process (GO): signal transduction
Cellular component (GO): cytoplasm
Molecular function (GO): protein binding
Source: RefSeq, a predicted model, not a curated record
GCGGGGCGGGCGAGCUCAUUUGGCCGCUGCGGGGCUGCGUAGAACAACUAACGCGGCGCUUUCCGGCGGCACACACUCGCACCAGCACAGACCCGCCGCCAGCCGAGACCCGGACAUCCGGCCAUGGCACAAGCCGCCAAGCACCUGCGUAAGAACAAGGAUUUAGAGGCGCUCGCCGAGCAAGAGAAGAAAGAGAAGGAGGAGGAGAGGGCGAAGAAGAGGAGUCGGUCGCGGGACAAAAAGCGCAAGGCCCACGCUGUUCACCGCUGGCUAAUCGAUCAGGACAAUAGUGUGAGCUCUGAGCCGCCGGAUGGCCAGGGAGUGUGGCACUAUGAUGAAACACUGGGGCAAUUUGGGAACCGCUGGACUGGAACUGAUGCCGCCACCAGUUUUCUACGUGCCGCUCGCUCAGGUAACCUGGAAAAGGCUCUUGAUCACAUCAAGAAUGGUGUUGAUGUCAACACGGCCAAUCAGAAUGGACUCAACGGACUACACCUGGCCUCCAAAGAAGGUCACGUCAAAAUGGUGCUGGAACUUCUGCACAAUGGCAUUGUGCUAGAGACCACUACAAAGAAAGGGAACACUGCCCUCCACAUUGCUGCCUUGGCUGGACAAGAGCAAGUGGUGACAGAGCUGGUCAACUAUGGAGCCAACGUCAACGCUCAGUCACAGAAGGGCUUCACUCCACUUUAUAUGGCAGCACAAGAGAAUCAUCUAGAAGUCGUGAAGUUCCUCCUAGAAAAUGGAGCCAACCAGAACAUUCCGACUGAGGAUGGCUUCACUCCGUUAGCUGUGGCUCUGCAGCAAGGUCACGAGAACGUGGUAGCCCUGCUCAUCAGUCACGGCACCAAGGGAAAGGUUCGCCUUCCGGCGCUGCACAUAGCAGCGCGCAACGACGACACCCGCACUGCCGCCGUGCUUCUGCAGAACGACCCCAAUCCUGACGUCCUCAGCAAGACAGGCUUCACGCCGCUCCACAUCGCUGCCCACUACGAGAACGUCAAUGUGGCUCAGCUGCUGAUCAACAGAGGAGCCAACGUGAACUUCACUCCCAAGAACGGGAUCACACCUUUGCACAUUGCAUCCAGGAGGGGGAACAUGGUCAUGGUCAGGCUUCUGCUGGACCGUGGAGCAACUAUCGACGCCAAGACUAAAGAUGAACUGACCCCACUUCACUGUGCUGCCAGAAAUGGUCACGUUAGGAUCAUUGAGAUUCUGCUGGAACAAGGAGCCCCCAUACAAGCCAAGACCAAAAACGGUCUUUCUCCAAUCCACAUGGCAGCUCAGGGGGACCACUUGGACUGUGUGCGGCAGCUCCUGCAGUACAAUGCUGAGAUCGACGACAUAACACUAGACCACCUGACGCCGCUACACGUGGCCGCACACUGCGGGCACCACCGGAUGGCCAAAGUGCUGCUGGACAAAGGGGCCAAGCCUAACACCCGUGCUCUGAACGGAUUCACUCCGCUCCACAUAGCCUGUAAGAAGAAUCACAUUCGUGUCAUGGACCUACUGCUGAAACACUCGGCGUCUUUGGAAGCUGUAACAGAGUCUGGCCUCACUCCACUGCAUGUCGCCUCCUUCAUGGGCCAUCUGAACAUAGUGAAGAUCCUCCUGCAGAAGGGAGCCUCUCCGAACGCAUCCAACGUGAAAGUGGAAACUCCGCUGCACAUGGCGUCUCGAGCAGGUCACUGUGAAGUCGCAGAGUUUCUGCUUCAAAACACUGCUCCGGUGGACGCCAAAGCCAAGGAUGACCAGACACCGUUACACUGCGCAUCCCGCAUGGGUCACAAAGAGCUGGUCAAGCUUCUGCUGGAGCACAAAGCCAAUCCGAACUCCACCACCACAGCCGGCCACACCCCACUGCACAUCGCCGCCAAGGAGGGACACACGCAGACCACUCAGAUCCUACUCGACAUGAACGCCCAGCUGACCAAAAUGACCAAGAAAGGCUUCACUCCUCUUCACAUGGCAGCAAAAUACGGGAAGGUGGACGUGGCCGAGCUGCUCCUGGAGAGAGGCGCGAACCCAAAUACUGCAGGCAAGAAUGGACUCACACCUUUACAUGUGGCUGUCCAUCAUAACAACCUGGAAAUGGUCAACUUGCUGGUUAGCAAAGGCGGCUCUCCGCACAGCACGGCAAGAAACGGCUACACCCCUCUCCACAUCGCCUCCAAGCAGAACCAGAUGGAGGUGGCCAAUAGUCUGCUUCAGCACGGAGCUUCCGCCAACGCCGAGUCCUUACAGGGAAUCACCCCGCUCCACUUGGCAUCCCAAGAGGGCCGAGCGGACAUGGUCUCGCUGCUUAUUUCUAAGCAGGCCAACGUCAAUCUCGGCAACAAGAGUGGCCUUACUCCGCUGCACCUCGUUGGCCAGGAGGGUCAUGUAGGCAUUACGGACAUUCUGGUGAAGCAUGGGGCGUCAGUGUACGCUGCAACACGGAUGGGCUACACCCCUCUUCAUGUGGCUUGUCAUUAUGGAAACAUUAAAAUAGUGAAGUUCCUCCUGCAACAGCAGGCCAACGUCAACUGCAAGACCAGGGCGGGGUAUACUCCUCUUCACCAGGCUGCCCAGCAGGGCCACACUGACAUUGUGACUCUGCUUCUCAAACAUGGUGCACAACCCAAUGAAAUGACCACCAACGGCACGUCCGCACUGGCCAUCGCGAAACGUCUGGGUUAUAUUUCUGUCAUCGACGUCCUCAAACUCAUCACUGAGGAAACCGUGACGAUGACCACCACGGAAAGACAUCGGAUGAGUUUUCCGGAGACGGUUGAUGAGAUCUUGGACGUAUCCGAGGACGAAGGGGUGGCACAGCUAACUCUAGGCGAGGAGCUGCUAGGAACCGAGAUUGCCAGGUAUUUGAAGACGGAUGGCAUGAUGGACCAUGAUGAAGAUUUCCUUUCUCCCAAACAGUUGACUGAGAACUACUCCCCUGCUGUCCCGAGGAUACCGUGUGUCUCCCCCGAAACAUUAAAAGAGCAUGAAAUGGAUCAGCACACGCCUAUCCCGAUGCCCAAAGAGUAUGACGAAGACUCUCUAAUCCCCAGCAGUCCCGCCACGGAGACCUCAGAUAACGUCAGUCCAGUUGCAAGCCCUAUUCACACCGGCUUCUUGGUCAGUUUCAUGGUGGAUGCACGAGGUGGCUCGAUGAGGGGGAGCAGACACAACGGGCUACGCGUCAUCAUACCGCCUCGGACGUGCGCUGCCCCGACACGCAUCACUUGCCGCCUGGUAAAGCCUCAGAAACUCUCCACACCACCUCCUCUGGUGGAAGGCGAGGGCUUGGCCAGCCGAAUCAUCUCCCUGGGUCCGGCUGGGAUGCAGUUUUUGGGACCCGUGAUCGUAGAGAUCCCACACUUUGCGGCGCUUGGCCGAGGAGACCGAGAGCUGGUGGUCUUGAGAAGUGAGAAUGGUUCUGUCUGGAAGGAACAUCGGAACCGCUACGGCGAUGAGGUGUUGGAAACCAUCCUCAAUGGCAUGGAUGAAGACUUAGAAAGCCAGGAGGAACUUGGGAAGAAGCGCAUCAGGCGCAUCAUUUCCACCGACUUCCCCCUCUACUUCGCGGUGGUCUCCCGCAUCCAGCAGGAGAGCGACCUGAUCGGCCCGGAGGGAGGUCGCCUGACCAGCAAGAUUCUGCCGUUGGUCCAAGCCAAUUUUCCAGAGACAUCCGUGACCAAGCGGGUUCGUCUAGGACUGCAGGCCCAGCCGGUCCCUGACGAACUGGUGGCCAAGCUGCUGGGGAACCAGGCCACUUUCAGCCCCGUGGUGACGGUGGAGCCGAGGCGUCGCAAAUUCCACCGGCCUAUCGGUCUGCGAAUCCCACUUCCUCCGUCCUGGAGGGAUAGUCCUCGAGAUUCUGGAGAGGGAGACACCACCAGCCUACGUCUGCUCUGCAGUGUUAUCGGUGGUACUGACCCAGCCCAGUGGGAAGAUAUAACUGGAACCACCAAGCUUUUAUAUGCUAACGACUGUGCCAAUUUUACCACCAAUGUCUCAGCACGCUUUUGGCUAGCAGACUGUCCUCGGACUGCAGAGGCCAUUUCCUUUGCCAACGUGCUGUACCGCGAGCUGUCGGCGGUCCCCUACAUGGCCAAAUUUGUCAUAUUCGCCAAGAUGAACGAGGCGCGAGAGGGCAGACUGCGCUGCUACUGCAUGACUGAUGACAAGAUGGACAAAACCCUGGAGCAGCAUGAGAACUUCACUGAAGUAGCACGUAGCAGGGACAUCGAGGUCAUGGAGGGUAUGCCACUACACCUGGAGUGCUCUGGAAACUUAAUCCCCGUUCGCAAGGCCACCCAACAGCCUCGCUGCUUCAGCUUUCAGGCCUUCAGGGACAACAGACUUCCGGUCUCUGUGAAGGUACGAGACAGCAGUAAGGACCCGACUGGUUUCUUGUCCUUCUUGCGCAAGUCUACCAAGUAUGAGGACAGCCAGCAAGUACUAUGCAACCUUAAUAUCGCUAUGCCACCAUGCAUGAAGAUUGGAGGGGGUGAAGACAGAAGGAGGACACUUACCCCACUGGCCCUUCGAGAGAGAUACAGUGCUCUCAAUGAACCUAAUAUGGCAUCCAUGAGCGUCGUGGAACGGACAGAGUUAAAAAUGGCAGUAAUAGCUGAACAACUGGGACUGAGCUGGGCUGAGCUGGCCCGAGAGCUCCAAUUCACUGUUGAUGAAAUUAACAGGAUUCGAGUAGAGAACCCCAAUUCACUUCUGGAACAGAGUUCAACCCUGCUUAAUCUGUGGGUUAGCCGUGAAGGCAAGAGGGCAAAGAUGGACAGUCUUUUCAUGGCUUUGAGGAGCAUCGACCGAAUGGACAUCGUGAAGAUGAUGGAAGGGCAGCAGGGCGGCCAGGAACACGAGAGACGCCGACAGAACGACCGAGACCACGUCUCUCCCGGCUUGACAAACGGUUAUGGACUAGCCGUCCCGGACGAGUUGCUUUCGCCAGCCUCUGGUCAGCACAGCUUGACCUCCCCGAUGGGCACCGAGCCCUACUGGCAGGAGGUAUCGAGCAUGGACUGCGCGCCCAUCGCCACCACCGAAGAAGACACGCUGAUGGAGAUGUCCGAGGUGCAGGUGUGGCCGCUGGGCAAGAGCCCGUCUCUGGUGGCCGUGGAGGACACCACCUCGCUCGAGUGCAGCAAUGCCGACGACUCGGAAGGACCGCUUUACGGGACCCUGGGUAGGACAGGCAGUGCCACGCCGGGCACGGGACAAGGCACGGGGUUGAGCGGGUCCAUCGAGCUGCUGGAGGACCAGUCCUUCGGGGCGGACUCGGAACCCGCUACUCCUGGCACGGGGGUCAACAUCAACGGGCUGGAUAGAGGUCAAGGGUUGGAGAUGGAUGAGAAGGAAGAGGAGGUUGCGGUUGAUGCAAGAAGGAGUGUUUCGGGGGGUGACGGUGAGGGUUUGGGAGAAGAAGGGAAGAGCUCAGGCUCAGAAGAAGGCUUGUCUGUCAUUGCAGGGCAGCAGAGGAUUUACUCUCGAAUGUGUGAGUCCCCUGGGUUCGGUCGAAUUGCUGAUUGUAACGGCGACAGGUCGAGCGGCGGUUCCUUCCUCUCCUACCUCCAGGACCAGGCCAGCCCAGGAUGGCAUUCCAUCCCGGAUCCCGGUCAGAACUGGACAGGAAACUCGCAGCUCUCCAAUUCCAGACAGGCCCGAGAGUCCAUGAUGUCUUCGGUGCGAGCCGCGGUGGACGGAGAUAUGAACCAGUCGCACCUGUCCCAGGAGGCCUUGCUCCAGCCGGUGCGGGACAUGGGCCACACCGAGAUCCUGCGCGGGCAUUUCUGGGGGACGCAGCCUUUCGAGAAGGGUCUGGGCUUUCCCCACAGGGUACCCGAGAUCCGAGGAUGGGAGGACAUGCGUCUCCGAGGACAAGGCGACGAGGCCGUGGAUCUUCCCGGGGAGCAAGUGAGUGAGGAGCAGUUUACAGAUGAGCAUGGCAACAUUGUCACCAGAAAGGUCGUGCGGAAGGUGGUUCGGAGGGGAAAAGGUCAGUUUGAGGGUCAGGAGCUCACGAUAGAUGGGCUGCCGCAGGACGCCGGCGAGCUGCAAGCCGACGCCGACCAGUUUCUCAACUAUGCCGUCCUGGCCCGGGAUGGCAAGCUGGAGGUUGUGGAUGUGAAGAAGGGCGGGGCUCAGAUAGUGAAAUGCGCCACUUUGCGGAGGGUAAAGCAGUGAGCGGCGCUCCCGCCGCCGUCCAGGAUCUGUCCGCCAAACCCAAACCCUCCCUCAUUGACACAUGAUGAGCGCCGAGCACCGCCGGGAGAGCGAGGAAACGAAGGGGGCGCCGCCGGACGACUUUUGUGACUCCUUUAAAAAAAAUAAAAUAAAAUAAAAAACCGACAAACCGAACCGAUGCAACCAGAACUAGGCUAGACGCAUGAUUUCAUAAAAAAAAACGAAAACCAAACCUAGAAAAAAAGAGAAAUGUUGAUAAAUGAAAAAAAAGCAUCCGAGAAGUGCUUCCUGUUACCCCCUGUAUCAGCAUGUGAGGUGCUGCUGCAUGGCUUGCCUUUAUACACCACAGACAUGAAAGGGUGAUGACAUGAUGUAUGAGGGGCAUGAAAUUAGGGAAGAGUUCACCCCCCUUCCUACAUCCAACACACACACGUACACAUACACACACGUACACAUACACACACCCACCUCCCUGUUUAGUGUGGGUCAGGUGGGGGAUUUAGGUUUACUAAACCUGGAUCACGCAGCUUUCCGGAUCGUGUUCGCACCCGGAUCUGCAACAGCUCGUCCGAAAUUCGAGUCUUCCGAUAACCUAACGUCCCGACUUCUGAACUUCUGACUUCUAGCACUGAUACUGUGCAUAACGCAAUAUAUGCACUAAAUAUUAGUUCAACGUGUGCCGUGUCUGUACGUGUGGUUACGUUCCAGUCGAAAAAAAAAUAACAUGAAAAACGAUGUCUCGAUCUAAUCUAUGUGAUGAUGCUGCUGAUAUUUACUCAUGUGUUUGUUUAAUAAUUAAUUCAGUAUAAUCGACAGUAUGUACAACGUCACAACGUCACACGUUUGCAAAUUCCUGUCCAGUUUUAUGUUUAUUAUUAUUUUUAUUAGGUUUUUUUCAGUUUGUUUGUUGGUUGUUCUUGUAGUUCAUAAUUUCUGACCUUCUGGCCGACAACUGGACAAAAUAGUGCUUCCAAUAAUCUGUGGACUUUAUUUUAUUUGAGGAAUGAUUGGCGUAUUGAAUGUGAAAGUAUCACAUCACACACACACACACACACACACUUUCUAGCGGUAUCGUUUUUACACUCACGCUCAGUGAAAAUGUAGCAUCCAAGUCUUCCAUUCGAAAUAUUCAGUAGCUCAGGUUCUGUUUGGCUCGGACGGACGCUGAGAACGCGGUAUUAUUUUUAGCUCUCGCUUUCUUUUGGUCAUAUAUUUUCUAUAUAUUUUGUAACAUUUUGGUUAUUAAUAGGGUAGCGAAGGAGGAACUAUAUGGGGAAUAGGAGAGAGAUAUGCGCAGCAAAAAUAUUCGCAGACUUGCCUGCGGUUCCAUAUUCUUAACACAGGGGCGCCAAAUCUCCAAAUGCUUUCUUUUAGUCAUUUAUCUUUUAUAUAUAUUUUGUAACAUUUUGGUUAUUGAGUGGUUAGAGAAGGAAGAACGAUAUACAACAUAAAACAUGGAUUUUGUAAGAGUUUGCGCAGCAAAAUAUUGGCCGACUUGCCUGCAGUUCCAUGUUUUGUACACAGGGGCGCCAAAUCUCCAAGUGCUUCCUUUUAGUCAUAUAUUUUCUAUAUAGUUUGUAACAUUGGUUGGCGUAGGAAAAACGAUAUAAAACAUAAAACAUGGGUUUGGAUUUUCCUCAACAAAUAAGUAAAUAUUGGCCGAGUUGCCUGCAGUUCUGUAUUCUGAACACAGGGGCCACCAAAUCUCCAAAUGCUAUGUGCAGCACUUUUAAUACUAUAAGCCGGUAUUAUUAAAAGUGAAUAAUAAAAUAUUCAGUAACUCAGACACUGAGAACGUGGUAUUGACGGACGAGGCCAAAAUUAGCUCCCGCUUUCUUUUAGUCGCUUAUUUUCUUUAUAUUUUGUAACACUGGUUAGCGAAGGAAGAGCGAUAUAAAACAUAAAACAUGGGUUUGGAUUUUCCUCAACAGAUAAGUAAAUAUUGGCCGACUUGCGUGCAGUUCCAUAUUUCGAACACAGCGGGCGCCAAAAAUUGAUGACUUUGUUCCUUAAAUAAAUGGAACGAGUCAGCGUGAGAAAUAUGCAGUACCGGUGCCAAUCAGAAGGGGGAGAUUAGUGGUACGCAGCACUGUAAAUACUGCAAUAAGCAACCACUGAGCAAGCAAUAGACUUUUCUCAUUGCUUUUCUAUUUAAAAUGCAAUACCCGCGAAUACAAUACACGGACGUUAUUGUUUGAAUAAAUUCUAUUUAUUAGAUUGUAGAUGGUUUUUAUAGAUGUUGGAACGAUUCGGUUAAAUGAUACGACAGUAGAGACGCAAUAUUUUUUUUCUUUUAUCUUUUAAAUAACAUUUUUAUUUUUAUUUUUCUUCAUGAUACCAAAGCCCAUGUAGCCAAAUCAAAGUAAAAAAAAACAUAUAUUCUAAAUAUAUUGUGUCCUCGUGGUAGUGAUUUUAAAGCAAUAUAUUUCCUAGCGUUCGUCCUGUUUGUAGCAUAGCUACAGAACGAAAUGCUACAUGUUCGUGCGGUUUUCAUGCAAAUUUACUCUUCCGGGCUGCACGAAGAUACUUUGCGAACACUGUGAUUAGACUGCAGCACUGUCCCACCAACAAUUGUUCAACCAUCGUGUCGAUUUGGACGUGUAGCUACAAGUUUUCGCAAGAACGAUGUAAAACUUGGAUUUUGGAGUCGACCUCGGUCCUCAACUGGUUAUAUUUUUAAUUUUAGUCUUAAUUCGGGUUCCCAGUACAACUGAGACAGCUAACAAAGAACUGACCUGAAUAAUGAUUUCAAAAAAAGUCGUCACAGUAGGCAAAAUCAGUAAAAAAAAAUAGAGAGCAAUGAUUUGUGAAUGCUGUUGACCUGUGACCUUAUGAUGUCACAAAAUUUCUUAAAGUUUACACAUACUUUCCAUUAAUUUUUUAUUUUACUUGCAUUUUGCCUACUGUCUUAACUUUUUAAAACUCUAUUUAUAGUAUAAACGAACAAAAUUGUAAGUAAAGCUGUAGAAAGUAAAGACUCUGGGUGGGACCUGACAAUGUAGCCUCGCUCAGAAAAACAUCAUCAUGCCUGAACAUAAUAACUCCUUCUUUUAUGUAGCACGAUACCUUAUACUCUGAUGUAUGUAACAGAACUAGACUGCUUAUGUGUAGCUCCUGUGUAGCAUUAUUUUGGUUUUAUGAGACUCAGCCGACGCUUCGUUUGGAUUUUGCGACCACGGGCAGGUUGUUCAUGUGUAGAAGACAAUCCACUGGUGAGGUUUUGUGGAAAGGAGAGUAGAACCGCAAUCAGUGUAAAAUCUACGUUCACUGUAGGAGAGACACAAAUAGUAAAAAAAAACUAUUAAACCCACUUGGAGUGAGUUACUGCAGAAUUAUUGGACAUAUCCAUCAGAUAUUUGGUAUAUACAUCAAAUGGAUGGUGGAUUCUGAAAAUAUUCACACCUCAUGACUUUAUGGUGUCGUGGAUUUGAUUUUGAAUGAAUUGACAUUGUACCUAACGAUAUACACUUAAUCAAUCAUAACAAUGACGUAACUCAAAACUGAAAUUGUGGCAUCUUGUUUGUUUUUAUUUCUCCUAACGUGUCCAGAACUUGCAAUUUCUUUUAACUCUAACCCUAACCCUAAUCCUUUUCUCUCAAAUUUUUAGCGCAUCCAAUUGCCCGAUUGCGUCAUGCUUUCUUUUGUCACUUACACUAGGCGAGUGCAGGGCAACUCAGCCUUGUGUACGGAGAGACACACCCUGAUCAGCACUCUUUCCCCGCCUCUGUGCAGGUGCCAUCAAUCAGCCAGCAGAGGUUGUAGUGCAUCAGUUACGAGGAGUUCCUAUCCGGCUUAAUACUCCACCCCAUAUGAACAACAGGCCAAUCGUUGUUCAUGUGGCCGCUCAUCCCAGCCGGAUGGCUAGCGUGUUUUUUUUUUUCUUCAAAUCCACUGUAAAAUAAAGUGCAAAAAUGGGAAGAUGUCUGAAUACUUUCUGAAUUUACUGUCCAUUUGUUGUUGAGCAUCGUAAAUUAGGUCAUUUUAUUUUCCCAAAUCUGAUUACACAAGAUUUGAGACACAAACAUACUUGAGGUGCAUUAGUUACCACUUUAUUUACCUUAUUUUAUUAAUUAUUUUACAUUAAAACUAUUUCUAACUGUAGAUGUCAGAAUGUGCGAUAAAAAUGCUACUGACCAGCAACGUGCAAGACAUGAGCCACUUUUUUUCACCGAUUUAAACUGUCAGUUUGUAAAGUGGUGAUUUUAUUAUUCCUAUUAUUCUAUUAAGUAAUAUUAAGUGUUAAUUCUCACCGAUUCUGCUGCUGAGUUUAACAUAAAUGAUGUCACAUUUACACACGUGCACUGAUAAGAUUUCCGGGAUGUUACUCACUACCGGUGGACUUGUAUACGAUGUACAGACGGGGGGGUUGUUCCGAAUCGUGGGGAUUAAACCGGUUUCAUGCAAAAAUGUAAACUCGUGCAAAAACUAGCCGACACGUACUUUUAUCUUCUAGAGAAUGGAUCGAAACUAGCAACUCAAUAGCAUAUUAAUCUUGAAAAAGGAAUGCAAACUGCACACAUGCACAGAAAUGUUUUUUAUAUAUAUAAAUAUACAGAGAAAUUCUAUAUACAAAUGAAGUAUAUAUAUAUCCGUAUAUAUUUAAUUAGAAUGCUUUGCUAUUGCUAAUGGGAAUUUAUUACCUUCUAUCGGGGAUUACAGUUCUAUUAUGGAUGUACCUAUAGCACCCGGGACUUGAGGUAUGCCUGCAACUUGGAGAAUAUUAAGGCCUUGUGGGUCUGAUUUGGAUUUCAUUAUUAUUUUGUAUUGUUAUGGAGAUGAGAGGACAGUGAACGGUAUUUGUACACGGGUCUGCGGAUCAGCACUGAUCUGAUCUGACCUGAGAUGUAUACUGUACGUAUAGACGACUCACCCUGUACACCAGCUCAAAAAAACGACAUUUACAGGAUUAAUAAAGAAAUAACUACUCACUA